Messenger RNA from Oryzias melastigma (Indian medaka), 2074 nucleotides. RefSeq names its product solute carrier family 30 member 4 (gene slc30a4). Gene Ontology annotation, cellular component: plasma membrane. Gene Ontology annotation, biological process: zinc ion transmembrane transport; response to zinc ion. The coding region runs from base 204 to 1508 and encodes 434 amino acids. The transcript is spliced from 8 exons. NCBI's taxonomy places the organism in Eukaryota, Metazoa, Chordata, Actinopteri, Beloniformes, Adrianichthyidae. The record is from RefSeq and is a predicted model, not a curated record. Gene Ontology annotation, molecular function: zinc ion transmembrane transporter activity.
GAUUUGGACUAACUCGGGGUUCGUAGCGGCUGUCUGUCAGCCGUUAACGUUACUGCUAGCCUGUCAGUGCUAGCUGUAGCCGAGACAGUCUCCUGAAUACAAAGAAGGAGUUGAGAAGCGGUUCUCCCAUCGCGCCCCCUUCUGCAGAAGAUGUGAAUCAUUACCCCGACGGCCGCUGCUUCAGACGCUGCGUACUCGUGAAGAUGUCAGGUGGGAACCUCUUGAGCAAAGUGCGCUCGGCCUUCAGGAGGGAGCGAAGCGACUGGGACCUGAGCGACGCGGCUCCCUUCGACUUCUCCGACGAGCUGGUGGAGGAUGAGACCCCCAAAUUCAACAAGCUGAAGGUGGUGGUCUCCGGGGAGAUGUCGGACUAUGCGGCCGGAGCUCCGUCCAACGGAGUGACGGUGAGCACCGUGGUGGCGGACGAUGACGACUCCCUGCUGGACUCGUCCUCCAGCUCGGGCUGCCCGGGCUUGAACAUGGACCCUUGUGACAACUGCACCAAGAAGAGGGAGAGGAUCAAGCACAGGAGGGUGAUGAAGAGGCUGAUCAUCGCUGCUGUGCUCUAUUUUUUGUUUAUGACUGGUGAAAUUAUAGGUGGAUAUGUGUCGAACAGUUUAGCCAUAAUGACUGAUGCAGUGCAUAUGCUAGCAGACGUGGUGGGGAUCUUAUUCUCUCUCCUGGCCCUCUGGCUCUCCACUAAACCCCCCACCAAAAGAUUCACAUUCGGUCUGCACCGACUAGAGGUGGUGUCAGCCGUCCUCAGUGUGGUGCUUAUCUACAUCCUGACUGGUGUUUUGGUUUACGAGGCCGUUCAGAGGACGGUUCACCAAGACUUCAACAUCGAUGGAGAUAUCAUGCUCAUCACCGCUGCAGUGGGAGUCGCUGUUAAUCUCAUAAUGGGCUUUUUGUUAAACCAAGGUGGCCACCUGCACUCACACAGUCAUGGUCACGGCCACUCACACAGUCCAGCAGUAGCCACAGGUUCACACCCAGCCGGGUCUGGUCAGCCUCAUGGGAGCCUCGCUGUCAGAGCGGCCUUCAUCCACGCUUUGGGAGACCUCCUGCAGAGCGUCGGGGUUCUUAUAGCUGCUUAUGUAGUCCGGUUCAAGCCAGAGUUUAAGUUGGCAGACCCCAUCUGUACCUACAUCUUCUCAGUCCUGGUUCUUUUCACCACAGUCCGCAUCAUUCGAGACACAAUAGUCAUUGUGCUGGAAGGUGUGCCCAGACACCUUGACACUCAGCGAAUCAGAGAAGACCUCCUGAAGCUGGAGGAUGUCCAAUCCAUCGAUGAGCUGAAUGUGUGGGCCCUGACGGCUGACAAGACGGCUGCGAUAGUCCAUCUACAGCUCACACCCUCUAGCGGUCACAAUUGGGAGGACGUUCAGGCGAAGGCCCGUCACCUCCUGCUUCACACCUACGGUCUCAGCAGGUGCACAGUGCAGGUCCAGACACACAGAGAGAGGAUGGUACGCAGCUGCGCCAACUGCAUGCAGCCCAGCGCCUGAGGAGAGAUCCAUGCUCACACUGACGUCAGCAGUUCGUCCCGUGGAGGCUGGCGGGAAGCACAAUGCACAAGAGAACCUGCAGGCCGGUUUUUGUAGAGUCAAGAACCACAAUAAACUGAAUAGAUUGUAUCAUAUGGCAGAAGAACAUAUUUAACCGAGGAGUGACCACAGCCUGCACAGACAGUAUGCCCUCAUUAUGCUUGCAAAACUCUUCUGUAAGACAAGUUCUUAUACUGAUUAAAAUGGGAAAAUAAUUUUGUCCUUAAUUCACCAUUAAUGCCUAUUAAACUUUUUUAUUUCUUUCCAUUAAUUUCAGACAAUUUUCAGUGUUGAAUUGUACAUUUUACUUUGUCAUCAGGUGUUGCUGAAUAACAUGUUUGUUCCUUAUUUACAUGGGAAAAUGAAACGAUGCCUCUCGGGAUUUAUUAUGUUGUGGUUGUCACUGUUUGAGAGCUGAUGUUAAGAAUGCUUGAAGUGAAUACUCAUGAGCACAGGGAGGCAUUGCACUUCAUCAAACACCAUUUCUGUUCCUCAACCAAAGCCUGCCACCAUGUAAGCUCUUGUGU